AUGGCCGAGAAAGAUGCUACCUUGCCGGAAAAUGGGAGUAUGCCGCUCUUCGUAUUCUUUAAGGAUAUCAGGUCAGUGUUUAAUCUCGACGAGCUCGGCCUGGAAAUAGCAAGGAUUGCUCUGCCUGCAGCACUCGCUUUGACGGCUGAUCCUAUUGCAUCUUUGGUAGACACUGCUUUUAUCGGCCAAAUCGGUCCAGUCGAACUAGCUGCAGUGGGAGUUUCGAUUGCUUUAUUCAAUCAGGUCUCGAGAAUUGCGAUUUUCCCUCUCGUUAGCGUGACCACUUCUUUUGUGGCCGAGGAAGAUACAAUCACAAGAAUGACUAAUGACUCUAAAGAUUGCGAAAGCUUGGAAAACAUUUCGACUCUAGAAAGCGAGAAUAAGACAUUGAUACCACAAAAGGAGUUGGAAAAUAGUAGCUUCGAGAUAGUUAAGACCGAGCCGGGCAAGAAGCAGAUUGCAUCGGCAUCAUCUGCAUUAAUCAUCGGGGGCAUUCUUGGCAUAAUCCAAGCCGCAUUUCUGAUUCUUGCAGCUAAACCUUUACUAAGUUUCAUGGGAAUCAAACCACAUUCGUCAAUGGCAGACCCUGCACAACAAUACUUGAAGUUGAGAUCACUUGGGGCACCAGCAGUUCUUUUGUCAUUGGCUAUGCAAGGAGUUUUUCGUGGAUUUAAGGACACUAAAACCCCGUUAUACGCGACUGUGAUUGGAGAUUUGACCAACAUAAUUUUGGAUCCAAUAUUUAUCUUCGUAUUCAAAAUGGGAGUUCGAGGCGCAGCUGUUUCGCACGUUAUCUCUCAGUACUUGAUUUCACUAAUACUCUUUUGGCGAUUGAAGGAGCAAGUGGACCUUGUGCCUCCUAGUCUCAAAUAUUUGCAAUUCGGCCGAUUUCUUAAAAAUGGCUUCUUGUUGCUCACGAGAGUGAUAGCCGUGACAUUUUGUGUGACCUUAGCCGCAUCAAUGGCUGCAAGGCUUGGACCAACACAAAUGGCUGCAUUUCAGGUCUGCUUGCAAGUAUGGCUUGCAACUUCUCUUCUAGCCGAUGGCUUGGCUGUUGCUGGACAGGCAAUACUUGCAAGUGCAUUUGCUCGAAAAGACUACAGCUGGGCAACUGCUACUGCUUCCAGAGUGUUACAGCUGGGGUUGGCUUUGGGGGUGUUUUUGGCUAUCGUCCUCGGAUUUGGACUACAUUAUGGAGCAAGAAUAUUUACGAGAGACAGUAAUGUUCUUCGCCUUAUUGGUGUUGGAAUCCCGUUUGUCACAGCAACUCAACCUAUCAACGCAUUAGCCUUCGUUUUUGAUGGAGUCAAUUUCGGAGCAUCUGAUUUUGCGUAUUCAGCCUACUCAAUGGUUACAGUGGCUAUUGUAAGCAUCAUUGUUUUGCUCAUUCUUUCAUCAAGCAACGGGUUUGUCGGAAUCUGGAUUGCGUUGACAAUAUAUAUGAGCUUAAGGGCAUUCGCUGGAUUUUGGAGAAUUGGGACUGGGACAGGGCCCUGGGAGUUUCUCAGGAGCUGA
Striga hermonthica is the source of this 1515-nucleotide messenger RNA. NCBI's taxonomy places the organism in Eukaryota, Viridiplantae, Streptophyta, Magnoliopsida, Lamiales, Orobanchaceae. The record is from the annotation of a GenBank genome assembly.